GGCCCGGCGGAGCUAGGGGCGGGCCCCUGCGUCUCUGGGCGCUGGAGCGCGGCGACUAUCACGCCGCGUGGCGGACGGACGGACUGACGGACGCGCAGCCUUACCCGAAGGGCCAUGGCGGAGCACGCCCCUCGCCGCUGCUGCCUGGGCUGGGACUUCAGCACGCAGCAGGUAAAGGUUGUUGCUGUUGAUGCAGAGUUGAAUGUCUUCUAUGAGGAAAGUGUGCAUUUUGACAGAGAUCUUCCAGAAUUUGGGACUCAGGGCGGUGUUCAUGUGCACAAGGAUGGGCUGACGGUCACUUCUCCAGUACUAAUGUGGGUCCAGGCACUGGAUAUCAUCUUGGAGAAGAUGAAGGCUUCGGGCUUCGACUUCUCUCAAGUCCUAGCCUUGUCCGGGGCGGGCCAGCAACACGGAAGUAUAUACUGGAAGGCUGGAGCCCAGCAGGCACUGACAAGCUUAUCACCAGACCUCCGGCUACACCAGCAGCUGCAGGACUGUUUCUCCAUCAGCGACUGCCCGGUGUGGAUGGACUCCAGCACCACAGCCCAGUGCCGCCAGCUGGAGGCUGCUGUGGGUGGUGCUCAGGCUCUCAGCUGCCUCACGGGGUCCCGUGCCUAUGAGCGUUUUACAGGAAACCAAAUUGCAAAAAUUUACCAGCAGAACCCCGAGGCCUACUCACAUACGGAGAGAAUUUCUUUGGUCAGUAGCUUUGCUGCUUCCCUGUUCCUUGGCUCUUACUCCCCUAUUGACUACAGUGAUGGUUCUGGAAUGAAUUUGUUGCAGAUACAGGAUAAAGUCUGGUCCCAGACUUGCCUUGGUGCCUGUGCACCUCAUUUAGAGGAGAAGCUUGGCCCACCAGUGCCAUCAUGCUCAGUUGUGGGAGCCAUUUCUUCCUACUACGUCCAGCGCUACGGAUUUCCUCCAGGAUGCAAAGUGGUGGCCUUCACUGGGGACAACCCAGCGUCGCUGGCAGGCAUGAGACUGGAGGAAGGUGACAUUGCGGUCAGCCUGGGCACCAGUGACACCCUGUUUCUCUGGCUCCAAGAGCCCAUGCCUGCCCUGGAAGGCCACAUCUUCUGCAACCCGGUUGACUCCCAGCACUACAUGGCACUCCUGUGCUUUAAAAAUGGCUCCCUCAUGAGAGAGAAGAUCCGUGACGAGUCUGUGUCCCGUUCCUGGAGCGAUUUCUCUAAGGCACUGCAGUCCACAGAGAUGGGCAACGGUGGAAACCUGGGUUUUUAUUUUGAUGUAAUGGAGAUCACCCCUGAAAUUAUUGGACGUCAUAGGUUUAACACAGAAAACCACAAGGUUGCAGCAUUCCCUGGGGAUGUGGAGGUUCGAGCACUAAUUGAAGGACAAUUCAUGGCCAAGAGGAUUCACGCAGAAGGCCUGGGCUAUCGAGUCAUGUCCAAGACAAAGAUUUUGGCCACAGGAGGAGCAUCUCACAAUAGAGACAUCUUACAGGUGCUUGCAGAUGUGUUUGGUGCCCCGGUGUACGUUAUAGACACUGCAAACUCGGCCUGUGUGGGUUCUGCAUACCGAGCUUUUCAUGGUCUUGCAGGUGUAACAGAUGUGCCCUUUUCAGAGGUUGUGAAGUUAGCUCCAAAUCCCAGACUAGCUGCUACCCCAAGCCCGGGAGCUUCUCAGGUCUACAAGGCCCUUCUCCCCCAGUACGCCAAACUCGAGCAGAAAAUCUUGUCUCAGACCCGGGGGCCUCCGGAGUGAACAGGCAUCCCUGUUGCCCCUGCCUGCCCAGAUUUACUGACCCCACUUGGAGACAUGGCCCCAGACAGCAGGGAUCCACUUCUCUGUUCUGAACAGCUCUUCCUGCCCCUACUGACUCCUUGGAGUGUCCAGGACCAUCUUAAAGCCGCCCUCAGCACAUCUGCAUGAAGAUAGAUAGGCACUCCUGUCCCUGUGCCCGUGUGCCCCAGGGCAGGAAAGCAUCUCUCUUUUCCUGUCUUUUAUCCCAGGAGGCAGGACAACACUGAGACUGGGAUAUGUCCAAUAAAAACUAUGACUUUUCCCCUUGCAGAGGCAGAAUUAAAGCUAAUCUAGGGACUCAAAUCAGCAGAAUGGGGGAGACAAAGCCCUGUCUCACCCCCUAACCUCAUCCUAUCUCUUUCUCCAACCCUGUCUGCCCACUCCUCCGCAAACCGUGACCCAUAGCUGCCCCCACCCCAUACCUUGAUCUACCAUCCAUCCUCUUCCCCAAUCCAAACACCACAGUCUCUUCUCUCCCACACCCUGCCCUCCUUGUUUUAGCUGUCUGAGGUGCCUCGCAGGGCCUCUCUUACUUGCCCCAUGCUCACCCUCUCCAUGCUGUCCCCAUUCUCUCCUUUCACCAUCUCUCCUCUCCCCCUCCUUCAUCUCUCCUCCCUCCCCAAACUCACUUGGCAUAAUUCACAACCUCCCACCCAAACAAUGGGCCUGGUGGACGUGCUUCCUGUGCCCUCCUUUUAGCUAUGCCCACAGAUCACUGAGAGGGACCAUCUCCCAAGUGGCGCAGUUUAGAACUUCUCUCCCUUUUUCUCCCUCAUUCCCUCUCUCUUCUUGCAGUCCACUUGCUGAAGAAGUUGUGUCAUUUCUCUGGAAGAAUUUCCAAAAUUCUGGAUUUCUUUUUUAUUUUGGAGUAUUUCAUCAGCUGAAAAGUUGUGAUUCUCACUUUGAGUUUUCUUCCUAUAUUUGUAUAGUGAGUUCCUUUUUCUUUCCUCUUUAUCCCUCCUGUUUUACUUUAUACCUCUCUAUUCCUUGCUCAAAUUAUUGCAAAAGCCUCUAUAGAAAGUCCUCUGUGAUCUGACUCCUGCAGACUCUUCCAGAUUUUUUUUCUGCCCAAGGCCUUUACUGAGCUCAGGACUCCAGCUAAAUCAAAAUACUCAUGUUCUCACCUAGAGUGACAAAAUCCUGCAGAUAGGUUUGAGACCUAGUGGAUCAGAGCAGUAGCUACUGGGAAGUUAAAAGGAAGGGGCUUAGAAAAUGAAUGGGACCAAAGGCAUCACUUCUGAUGGAGAUGAAGCCAUCUUGAAAGUGAGUGGUGUCCUUUGGAGGCAUGGUGGAUGAAAGGGUGCAAAGGAAGCAAGAGGUUAAAGAUAACGGCCCAUUAGAUACAACAGCAAGCCCAAGAUUCCGAAGAAGACAGACAACUCCCCCUAGUACCACCUAGACAUUACUUUUUAAAGACAUUUUACAUUAUUGUCCAGCAGAAAAAGGCUGUCUUGGACCAUGAAACAGUAAACUGUAACUAAACACUUCAACAUGAAUUUGAAAAUAAAUAAUUAUGGAUAUAAAAGAACACCAGAGAUCAGAAAUUCAAAAACUCAGAAUAAAAAUGAAGAAGCUACAAGCAUAUAUGAGAAGAGAACUGACUGAACUUGGGAAAUAAUUUGAACAAAAAGAUAAAUCUUCACAGAUAUGAAUACUAAAUUAUAUCUUAGUGAAAAUAGAUAUGGUCACAAGUACAUUAAGGCACGUAGAAGGUAGGAGUAAGAAAAGCUAAGAGAAGCAAAACAAAGCAAUAUUAAAGGAAGAGCCAAAAAGACCCAGAAAUAACAUGGUAGAUAAAGAAGAUUGGCAAAGAAAAGAUGAUACAGGUAAGAUUGGAACUCAUGAAGACAAAAGAUAAGACAGUGGAAUAGAGUUAAUAUUUAAAAUUCAAAUAUUAAAACUCAAAUAAACCCCAAAGAACUUUUGGAAAACAAAAGAAAACCUGAAACUUUAUCUUGAAAGGGUCUAUCUUGUUACUUAGAAUAUUGACCCAGAAUGAUUAGCUCUGAGACAUAGCCUACCAACUAUACUUUGAAGCCAAAGAAAAAGAACUAUGUAAGCCUCUAGACCAAAAGACCUAGUCUCUUACAAAGGAAAGAUCUGGUUGGCCUCAAACUUCUCAACAAAGCAAAAUAGCAAUGGGGCAACCUUUUCAAGAAACUCAAAGUAUGAACUGAGGAUUUAAUAUUUCACCAAGCUGUCCUUUAAGUAUCAAGGAUAUAGGAAGAAGUUUUAAUUACACAAGAGCCCAGGGACUAUUAUACUCACAACUUCUUCCUUAGAAUUCUACUAAAAGACAAGCUUCAUCCAACUAGAUGAUUGGGGAAACUUGAGCAAAAGGACUGGACAUGACCGUUGAAUAUCUUUGAUUGUAGAUCUGAGGCCAAAUGGAAGUGGGGAUAAGGGUGGAAGAACAGUAUUAGUCCCUUCUCACACUGCUAUGAAGAUAGUACCCGGCUGGGAAUGGUGGCUCAUGUCUGUAAUCCCAGCACUUUGGGAGGCUGAGGCAGGAAGAUCACCUGAGGUCAGGAGCUCGAGACCAGACUGGCCAACAUGGUGAAACCCCGUCUUUACUAAAAAUACAAAAAUUAGCUGGGUAUGGUGGUGCACGCCUGUAAUCCCAGCUACUUGGGAGGCUGAGGCAUGAGAAUUGCUUGAACCUGGGGGCAGAGAUUGCAGUGAGCCAAGAUUGUGCCACUUCACUCCAGCCUGGGCAACAGUGAGACUCUGUCUCAAAAAAAUAAUAAAGAUAGUACCCAAGACUGGGUAAUUUAUAAAGAAAAGAGGUUUAAUUGACUCACAGUUCCACAUGGCUGGGGAGGCCUCAGGAAACCUACAAUCGUGGCAGAAGGUGAAGGGGAAGAAAGGACCUUCUUCACAUGGUGGCAAGAAAGAGAGAGCAUGGACGCACAAGAGAGCAAGCAGGGAAAACUGUCUUAUAAAACCAUCAGAUCUCGUGAGAACUCUUUAUCAUGAGAACAGCUUGGGGGAAACCACCCCCAUGAUCCAGUCACCUCCCACCAGGUCUUGCCCUCAACACCUGGGGAUUACAAUUCAAGAUGAGAUUUGGGUGGGGACAGAAAGCCUAAUCACAUGAAAUAGUAUCAAACUAUAUAUGCUUUGACAAGACAGAAGUAACAAAACAAAAAAGAAGGGAGAGAGGAAGAGGAAAAUACAAAGAACUCCUUGUUGCUUAGGCAAUAUGUAGAAGUCAAGUAGUAUUAUUUAAAGUUGACAAACCAAGUAUAUGAAGUGUAAGUAAGGAAAAAGGGAGAUUUAGAGCAUUAAAAGUGUACUAUACUAUUAAUAGUAUAGAAUACAUAGUAUAAUUACUAGAAUAAAAAUGUAAAUCAUCAAUGCUCAAAGAAGCAAUAAUAAAGAUUACAGUGAAAAACAUGCGGUAAAUGUACCAUCAUACAGUAAAUAUAUUAAGUCCAAGCAUAUAAGUUAAAUCAGUACAUGUGAAAGGACUUACCUAUUAAAAGGAAUAUCAGAUUGGCUUACAAACCAAUGUCUUAUUGUCUGUUAUUUAUAAGAGACACAUCUAAAGUAAGUGAUUCAGGAGAGGCUAAAAAAAAAAAGAGAUGGGCAAAAAUAGACCAGACAAGUAGGACCACAAAAGGCAAAGAUUACAGUAUCCAUAUCUGAAAAGGUAGAAUUCAGGAAAAAAUAGACAAGACAAUGAAGGAUACAUUAAAAUGCUAAAAGCCACAAUUCACAAUGAGGAUAUACUAUUUAUGAGUGUUAGAGCUUCAGUUAUCUGGUUUGUCAACUUUAAGUGAUAUUCUUUGGCUCCUGCCUAUCCCCUGUACAACAAAGAGCUCUUUCUACUUUCCUCUUUCUCUCUCCCUCCUUUUUCAUUGUUUCCAUUGUGUUACUUCUGCCUUGUCAAAGCACAUAACAUUUGCAUAACAAAUUAUGCAAGGAAAAAUGAACAGAAACCUAGAAAUAACAGAAAUUUAAAACACCUCUCUCUCAUCCAAGACUGAAGUUAAGGAGACAAAAAAUACAUAUAACGAUAUAAGUGAUCUAAGUAACAGUAUCUAUAAAGUAGAUCUAAUGAAUAUAUGUUGAACUUUCUACCUUGAUAAUAGAGAAUAUUACUCUAGGGCAAGCGUGAUGGCCCACACCUGUAAUCCCAGCACUUUGGGAGGCUGAGGCAGGUGGAUCGCUUGAGCUCAGGAGUUCGAGACCAGCUUGGGCAACAUGGUGAAACCCCAUCUCUACAAAAAUUAGCCAGGCAUGGUGGCAGGAGCCUGAGGUCCCUAGGAAUUUAUGACUCUUCUAGGAAUCAAGAUUGUUGUCCCACAGCAGCCUCACACACCUGGCAUAGCAGUGAUUAAACUCAUUGGGAGCUAUCUCAAAAAUAAUUGUGAGUGAGGCUUUUGGUACAUAGAGUAGACUCCAAUCAGACACAUAAAACCCACAGUACAUUUUAGGAAGCUAUACUAAUGGCAUUAACCUGGAUUAAAAGGGACUAAAUGUUAAAAGACCCUGGACCCCCAACUUUCUAUGGGCAACAAGCAGGCAUAGUUGCUCAAAAGACAGUUUCUAGGCCAGGCAUAGUAGCUCAUGCCUGUAAUCGCAGCACUUUCAGAGGCCAAGGUGGGUGGAUCAUGAAGUCAGGAGUUCAAGACCAGCCUGGUCAAAAUAGUGAAACCCCAUCUCUACUAAAAAUACAAAAAUUAGCUGGGCAUGGUGAUGCAUGCCUGUAGUCCCAGCUACCUGGGAGGCUGAGGCAGGAGAAUCGCUUGAACCCGGGAGGUUGAGGUUGCAGUGAGCUGAGAUCUCGCCACUGCACUCCAGCUUGGGCAACAGAGUGAGACUUCAUCUCAAAAAAAAAAAAAAAAAAAAAAGGUAUAUAUAUCAGGCCGGGCGUGGUGUCUCAUGUCUGUAAUCCUAGAACUUUAGGAAACCGAGGUGGGUGGAUCACCUGAGGUCAGGAGUUCAAGAUCAGCCUGGCCAACAUGGUGAAACCCUGUCUCUACUAAUAAUACAAAAAAAAUUAGGCGGGCGUGGUAGCAGACACCUGUAAUCCCAGCUACUCAGGAGGCUGAGACAGGAGAAUCACUUGAACCUGGGAGGUGGAAGUUGCAGUAAGCUGAGAUGGCAGCACUGUACUCCAGCCUGGGUGACAGAGCAAGACUCUGUCUCAAAAAAAAAAAAAAAAAAAGAUAUAUAUAGAUAGAUAGAUAGAUAGAUAGAUAUAGAUAUAUGUAUGUAUGUAUGUAUCAGAAAAAACGCAAGUACACUUUAAGCAUAUUUUAAAAUGCUUACUGACAAAAAUCAGAGUUUGAUAAAAUUCUGUGUUACCAUGGCUGUGGAGAAAUAGGCAUUCGUAUACAUUUCUGGUAGGAGUGCAAUUUUGUGAAACUCCUAAAGAGGGAAAUUGGGCAACAUCAACAAAACUAAAUAUGAGUAUGACUUAACCAUUCCAAUAGGAAUCUGCACAAAGACACAAUUCCAACAUACAAGACAACAUAUGUAUAAGGUUAUUGUGAAAUUAUUGAUAACAGCAAAGUACUUUGGAAAAGGCACAUAUACACUAAUAUAGGACAGAUUGAAUAGAUUAUAAUGCAUCCACACAAUAAAAAAGAAUGAGGAAGAUCUCUAUGUACCAAUGAUGGGUAAAUUCCAUAAACAAAGGACAGUUCUCUACUUUGUUCUUUUUAUUCCCCUUAACAAAGUUUUAUAGUUUUUAGUGUAUGUCUUACACAUAUUUUGUUAAAUUAUUUGAUAUUUCAAAAAUGUUUUGUGAUAAAAUGUGUGACAUUUAUCACUUUAACCAUGUUUUGUGAUAAAAUGUAUGACAUUUAUCAUUUUAACCAUGGAAAAGUGUUCAUUUUUUCAAUUGUUUUUGCUAGCAUUUAGGAAUAUUCCAUGGUAUGUUGAAUUAUUCAUUGUGAACAUAUAAAGAUCAAAUUCAGUAGCAUUAGGUAUAUUCACAAUAUUAUGCUACCAUCACCACCACACAUUUCCGAAACCUUUUUAUCAUUCUAGACUGAAACUCUACUCACUAAACAAUAACUCCUAUUUUUCUCUCCCCAGCCCUUGAUAACCGCUAUCCUUUCUGUCUCUAUGGAUUUGCCUAUUCUAGGUUUUUCAUAUAAGUGGUAUCAUACAUGUUUCCUCUUGUUUCUGGCUUAUUCCACUUCGUGUAAUAUUUUAUUAAAUUUUGCAUGUGUAAAAUAGUUAAUAUUUUAAUGUUUUAAAUUUAAAGGUUCAUUCACAUUGUAGCAAGGCUGAAUAAUAUUCCACUGUGUUUAUAUACCACAUCCUGUUUAUCCAUUCAUCCAUCAGUGGACAUUUAAGUUGUUUUCACCUUUUGGUGAUUGUAAAUAAUGCUGCUAUGAACAUUGAUGUACAAAUAUCUGAGUCCGUGCUUUCAAUUUUUUGGGUAUAUACCUAGAAGUGGAAUUGCUGAAUCAUAUAGUAAUUCUGUUUAACUUUUUGAGGACCCACCACAGUUUUCCACAGUAGCUGCACCAUUUUACAUUCCCCAGCAGUAAUGCACAGGGAUCUAGUUUCUCUACAUCCUUGUCAACACUUGUUAUUUUUCUUUAUAUAUAUAUAUAUAUAUAAUAGCCAUCGUUAUGGAUGUGAAGUGAAAUUUCAUUGUGGUUUUUAUUUGUGUUUUCCUAAUGACUAGUGAUGUUAAGCACUUUUCAUGUUCUUAUUUGCCUUUUGUACACAUUUAAUUGUUUUGACGCUGUUGGAAAAGUGUUUCAUUUUUUCAAUUGUUUUUGCUAGCAUGUAGAGAUAGUCUAUGGUAUAUGGAAUUAUUUGUUGCUAACAUAUAAAAAUAAUUUUUUUUUUAGAUGGAGUCUUGCUCUGUCACCAGGCUGGAAUGCAGUGGCACCAUCUCGGCUCACUGCAAUCUCUGCCUCCUGGGUUCAAGCAAUUCUCCUGCCUUAGCCUCCCGAGUAACUGGGAUUACAGGCACCCCCCCAACAUGCCCAGCUAAUUUUUGUAUUUUUAGUAGAGACGGGAUUUCACCAUGUUGGCCAGGAUGGUCUCAAUCCCCCAACCUUGUGAUCCACCCGCCUCAGCCUCCCAAAGUGCUGGAAUUAACAGGCGUGAGCCACCACGCCCAGCCAUAAGAAUCAAUUUUUGUUUGAUUUUGUGUCUUGCAACUUUAUUAAAUUCACUUACUAGUUAUGGUAGUAUUUUGUAUUAGUAGGAUAUGUAGGGUUUCUAUCCAUCAUGUCAUGUCAUCUAUAAAACAAAGACAGUUUUCUUCUCUUCAAUCUGUAAGCAUUUUAUUUCAUUUUCUUGCCUUUCUGCAAUGGCUAGAAUGUCUAGUAUAGUGUUGAAUAGAAGUAGGGAGAGCAAUAAUCCUUGCCUUGUCCCUGAUCUUAGCGGACAGCAUUUUAUCACUAAGAGUGUGUGUGUGAAUACGCCCUCCAUCGGGCUAAGAAAUUUCCCUUUCAUUUCUUGCUGGAGGUGGGGAGGAAUAUUUAAAAAGAAUGUGUAGGUUUGUCUUGAAUUUUGUUAAAUGUUUUGCAUGUAUGUGUUAUGGUUUUGGUAUUAUGUGUUCCUUAAAUAUUUGAUUGAAUUCACCAGUGAAACCAUCUUAGUUAGAUGUUUUCUUUGUGAAACUUUUAAGUUAAAACUCAAUUUACAUAAAAAUAUAUGGCCCUUCAGAUUUUGUACUUCUUUUUGUGUCAAUGUUAAUAAUACGUAUCUUUCAAAGAAUAUCCCCCCCUUUUUUUUUGGUAGAGAUAGGGUUUUGCCAUGUUGUUGGUAGCAAGCCCUAACCCUGUCAUAAACAGGCCUUAAAGAAACUGGCCAUAAACAGGAUUUCUGCAGCAAUGGGACAUGCUCAUGAUGGCUGUCAUGCACACUGCUAAAAGUUGUUGGUUUACUGGAGCAGGGCAAGGAACACCUGGCCCCGCCCGGAGCAAAAAACUGCUCAAACCACAAACGAUAGCAGGAAAGGCCUGUGCCUUGGCAGCAUGUUUUUGCUGCAGAUAAUCAGCCAGAGCCUGUUUCUCUGCUCCUCGCUGAGAUUGCUUUAUUUCCCAUAAAGAUUGCUUUUAGCUAAUCUACAAUGUUUCGAAGCCAUGCUUAUAUCACUGGCUUUCUGUCAAUAAAUGUGUGGGUCAAGCUCUGUUUGUGGCUCUCAGCUCUGAACGCUGUCAGCCCCUGAUCCCCACUUUAUACUGUA
Molecule: messenger RNA, 9931 nt
Organism: Pan troglodytes (chimpanzee)
Lineage: Eukaryota; Metazoa; Chordata; Mammalia; Primates; Hominidae
Gene: XYLB
Product: xylulokinase
Exons: 19
Coding region: 115-1725 (536 amino acids)
Biological process (GO): phosphorylation; D-xylose metabolic process; xylulose metabolic process
Cellular component (GO): cytosol
Molecular function (GO): D-xylulokinase activity
Source: RefSeq, a predicted model, not a curated record